Molecule: messenger RNA, 1695 nt
Organism: Ficedula albicollis (Collared flycatcher)
Lineage: Eukaryota; Metazoa; Chordata; Aves; Passeriformes; Muscicapidae
Gene: SMOC2
Product: SPARC related modular calcium binding 2
Exons: 14
Coding region: 1-1539 (512 amino acids)
Biological process (GO): extracellular matrix organization
Cellular component (GO): basement membrane
Molecular function (GO): heparin binding; protein binding; extracellular matrix binding
Source: RefSeq, a predicted model, not a curated record
AUGGGGGCCUGGGGCAGCCCCAGCCCCUGGCAGCAGAUUCCUCCCGGGUAUGGGCUGCUCCUGGAGCGGGAGGUCACCUAUAGGUUGGGAUAUGGGCAUGGGAGGCCUAAUCUCAGUCCUGCAGAUGCCUCCCAGGCAAGAAAGGGAAGCUUGGAUGAGCUCACAGGGCUCCCACAGUGCAGCUCAUCGGGCAGCCAGGCAAGUCCUGGAGACCAACAUGAUUUGGAGUUUGUUCAGAGCCAUGGAUGCCUGCCUUCACUGUUCAUUGUGCAGUUUUUGAGAGUGGACCAAGACAAAGACAGAGAAUGCAGCCUGGACUGUGCAGGUUCCCCUCAGAAAUCACUCUGUGCAUCUGAUGGAAGAACUUUUCUGUCCCGCUGUGAGUUUCAACGAGCAAAAUGCAAAGACCCUCAGCUAGAAAUAGCCUACCGAGGCAACUGCAAAGAUGUUUCCAGGUGUGUGGCUGAGAGGAAGUACACCCAAGAACAAGCUCGCAAAGAAUUUCAACAAGUGUUUAUCCCAGAAUGCAAUGAUGACGGAACAUAUAGUCAGGUUCAGUGCCACAGUUACACUGGAUACUGCUGGUGUGUCACUCCCAAUGGCCGUCCUAUCAGUGGUACUGCUGUGGCCCACAAAACUCCCCGCUGCCCAGGCUCAGUGAGUGAGAAGCUGCCACAACGAGAAGGUGCAGGCAAAACAGAUGAUGCCUCAGCUCCCGCGCUGGAGACUCAGCCUCAAGGUGAUGAAGAAGAUAUAGCUUCUCGUUAUCCUACCUUAUGGACUGAGCAAGUAAAGAGUAGACAGAACAAAACCAAUAAAAGCUCAGCAUCGUCAUGUGAUCAAGAACUUCAGUCAGCUCUGGAGGAAGCAAAACAGCCCCAGAAGGACAAUGUGUUCAUUCCAGAGUGUGCUCAGGGCGGCCUCUACAAACCAGUGCAGUGCCAUCCUUCCACAGGCUACUGCUGGUGUGUUCUGGUGGAUACAGGGCGUCCCAUUCCCGGUACAUCAACAAGGUAUGAGCAGCCUAAAUGUGAUAAUGGUGCCAGAGCUCACCCAACAAAAACAAAGGAUUUGUACAAAGGACGCCAGCUUCAAGGUUGUCCUGGGGCCAAGAAGAAUGAGUUCCUGACGAGUGUUUUGGACGCAUUGUCCACAGACAUGGUGCACGCGGUCUCUGAUCCAUCACUGUCUUCUAGCCGUGUUUCUGAGCCUGAUCCAAAUCAUACUCUGGAAGAGAGAGUCGUCCAUUGGUAUUUCAAACAGCUGGAUAAAAAUUCCAGUGGUGAUAUUGGCAAGAAGGAAAUCAAGCCAUUUAAGAGAUUCCUGAGAAAGAAAUCAAAACCCAAAAAAUGUGUGAAGAAGUUUGUGGAAUACUGUGAUGUGAACAAUGAUAAGUCCUUGUCAGUUCAAGAAUUAAUGGGCUGCUUGGGAGUAACGAAAGAAGAAGGUAAAGCAGAAACAAAGAAACGCCAUACAGUCCCUAGGACCAACACUGAGAGCACUUCAUCCAGCAGGCAGGUUUCAAAGAAGCAAGGGUGAACACACCUUACUAAUCCAAGGCAGAUCUCUUUGACAUGUGGGAGAUUUCCUCACCAAAAGGCAAUAAAAACAACUGUAGUAUUUGCACUUUGUACUUAAAAAAUGUAAAUUCACUUUGUAGAAAUGAAAUAUUUAAACUGACUUUUUUUUUUUAAA